Carassius gibelio (silver crucian carp) is the source of this 1717-nucleotide messenger RNA. Its product is annotated as glial fibrillary acidic protein-like. The transcript has 11 exons. Gene Ontology annotation, cellular component: Z disc; cell-cell junction; sarcolemma. Lineage: Eukaryota; Metazoa; Chordata; Actinopteri; Cypriniformes; Cyprinidae. The record is from RefSeq and is a predicted model, not a curated record. Gene Ontology annotation, biological process: skeletal muscle organ development. The coding region runs from base 1 to 1605 and encodes 534 amino acids.
AUGAGUCGCAGCCCAGAAAGGAUCUCAUCCUAUCGCCGCCAUUUCGAGGAUGCCAGCACCUCCUCUUACCAGGUGAGAGUCAGCAGCCCUUCUCCCGUCAGACGGGAUGUCGGGAGGUGCCGUUCAGCCAGCUACACCCGUAAAGCCAGCGCUGUCAGCAGCAGCAUGGCAGUGGGCCGGAGGACCAUCUCAUCCUCACGCAGUCAGCCCCUCAUGACCGGUGUCGGAAUGAGAGCCAUCUGUCUUAGCGGAGGGGGUCCAGGGGUCGAUCUCGACCAGGCUGCUGCAGAAAACCGUGAAUUCCUGAACACACGAACCAGUGAGAGACAAGAGAUGAUAUUGCUCAACGAUCGACUGGCAGCAUACAUAGAGAAGGUCCGAUCGCUGGAGCAGCAAAACAAGUUGUUGGAGACGGAAAUCGAGGCCCUAAAGAAUCGAUACUUAAAGCCCACCGGCCUCCGCCUGCUGUACGAGGAGCAACUCCAGGAGCUGAAGAGGCUGGCGGAGCAGAUGAGGAUACAGCGGGACCUCGCUAUCGCUGCAAAGGACGCUAUGGCGGGUCAGCUGGAGAUGAUUAAGGUGAAAUAUGAGGAGGCCGUAGAGAUGAGGAAGAAAGCCGAGCUUGAUAUUGAAGCCUUCCGUCCGGAUGUGGACGCCGCCACCGCCGCGCGCAUUGCUUUGGAGAAGCAGCUAGAAAACCUGGAGGUGGAACUAGAAUUCCUUCGAAGAGUACACAAAGAGGAAAUCGAAGAGCUUAUGAAACAGAUAUAUGCGGCCCACGCAACAGCAGCAGACGCCUACAGCCUCCCAGACCUCUCCAGCGCCAUCAAGCAGAUCCAGCUCCAGUAUGAUGAUAUUGCCGCGAAGAACUUACAGGAAAUGGACUCUUGGUACAAAAGCAAAUUUGAUGAUCUCAACAACAAAUCGUCAAAACAUGUUGACAAGGUGCGAAGCGUACGAGAGGAAAUUGUAACUGCGAAGAAGGACAUUCAAAAUAAGGAGCGUGAUUUGGACUCUUUGAAAACCAAAAAUGAGGCUUUGGAAGCACAGAUCCGUGAGACUCAAGAAAAGUACAGAAAAGAACUGGAAGAACUCCAGGCAAGAAUUGAGGCCUUGCAGCUUGAGUUGAAAUCCUCCAAACAAAGGACAGCAAUGCUCCUACGUGAAUACCAAGACCUACUUAAUGUGAAGAUGGCCCUCGAGAUUGAAAUUACCACAUACAGGAAGCUCAUUGAGGGUGAAGACUCUCGUAUUACUUCUGUGAUGCAGAGCAUGCAAACCAUGUCCCUCAUGAGUGGCAGCAUAAGUGUUCACAGUGCUAGAGCCGCAGGUGUUGCAGGAAUUGUUGAUAAAGUUGGUGGAGGUCCUGAUGGUGGUGCUGCCUCAGGUCUUGGAGGUGGUAAUGGCGGAGGUCUUCUUAAUGGCAUCACCAGUGGGGUUGGCGGCCCAGGCACCACUGUUGACUACACUCAAGAGCAGGCUGUGGAGAAGACAGAGAGGAAGACUGUGCUUAUCAGAACCGUUAAAACUGAGGACGACACUCUGGAGAGCAACACACAGGAGAAAUCUUAUUCCAUCUCUGGAGCAGCUGUUGAUGAAGAGUAGUGGUGUUUUCUGCUCACCAAUCAUGCCUUCAGAUGUGUGUGCCUUACAAACCAGAAAUCAGCUUGAGUCUUGCAAUGCUUGUCCACUACUGGAAAUAAAGCUCUGAGCAUUA